AUGGCGAUAUGGCCGUUUGGUCGCAGGAACAAGCGUCAUACUAUUCAGAUAGGAGCAUCCGACGCAGUUGAUGUCCAGGCGUACGACGCGGAAACCAGCUUCGACGAUGCUCAGAUCGGAAGAAAGCCCUCUCGCAAAUAUUCUAAGCGUCAGAAGAACCGCCAUUCGCAACAUGUCCAGAAUCCCCCAGCUGCCUUCGAAGAUGGAACCUCUCAGCCUGUUACCGAACCAUACUCCCAACCGACGUUACACCAUGAGCCAGCCUAUUCCAUAAAGAGAUCACGAGACAUGGGAUCUCGGGCAGAACGAGGUGUCGGACCAUAUAACUCUCAGCCUAGUGUUGGCCAUGCUCAACAACCCUUGUCGCGGAACGGUUCCAUGCUCAAGUCGAAGCGGCUCGACAUUGGCCCGAUGGUCUUGAAGGAGAAGUUGAGUAAGCGGAAGGCAUAUGAGAUUGCAAGGGAGCAAGAGAUUCGAUUGAUGGUUUCGUCGCCGAUUGAUAUUCCUCGCCGGUCUACUACGCUACCCGCUGAACGGUUCUCUAUUGAGACGCGACGAGCUCCGAGGGCCCCGAGUCGGCGUUCUGAUCGCCAGCUUUCGGAUCUGAGUCUCCCCGUGCGUGACUCGGCUGCUUCCUCGGUAUCCGAGGGCUCUGAAUCGUAUACUUUCAAGGUGAACAGUUUCGCAGCCUGGACACCUCGUCCCAUCAUCCGCUAUGUCGAAGCACCUCGUAUCUCGACCGCGAGAAGUCAAAAGUCUGCGGAGGUGACGAACGGCAAGGAGAAUGUGCUCAAUGUGUCACUUUCAGACGAGAGUUUGAAUUCGAAGCAGCGGGUGGACACAUUGGCGGACAGUUUGAAUGCGAGCGCCUUGCGAGAGUUGUUGGAGAGAGACCGCCGGCGGAAGGAGAAGCAAAAGCUCGAAGAGCAGGAAAGGAUGCGUCGCAGAUUGCAGCGGCGUGCAGAACGACAGAGGAUGGAAGAGGAGAAGGAGAACGCAGACCAGGCGCAUCAAGUUGAAGACAGGAGCGGGCCUGAUACUAUCCGAGGUCAACCUACCGGCGACAAACAUGUUGAAUCUGCGUUUACAGAUAACAAUGCUUCGAAGAAUGAUGAGACCAAAAUCUUCUUGUCUGGCGAUACUCAGUCUGGUUCAUGGCUGCGAGAUGCUUCGAAGGAGCGCAGCCGCUAUACAUCCCUGGAAAGUGUACACGUCGUGAACAACCUCGACGACAGUUCUCUGCGCAGACACAAGUUGAAUGAACGGCCUAGUUUUACCCCAUCCCAGGAUAUGGGAUUGUCACAUACCACCUUAUCACCAUCCCAUUCACCGUCCGGACGUGGACUUGGCAGCCCGACUUCCUCGCAAGUAUAUGGAUUGACACGAGAAUCUAUGUCCGAUGUCUCCAGAACUAUUGAGAGUGAAAGGCGUCUAUCCGACAAUAGUAGCACACGUGGCAAUACUCUGACCUCGCUGUUCCGACGCGGGAGCUCCCGUCUCAAGCGAAGAUAUCGGGAACGUUUCCAAGACCAGGCCUCCGAGCCGCCGAAUAUGUCGAAUGAGUCAUUUUUCAAAGUCUCAACACAAUCAUCUGGGCCGCCACCUUAUGUGCCCCCUAAACCUUUCCUUCGCUCUGGCACCAUAAAGCGCUCCCACUCCAAGUUCACCGAACACUUUGGUGAUGAGCCACUGUCUCCACCGGAUUCGCGCUUACAAUCCCCCGAUAUUCCAGAAGAGGAGAUCCUCGAUCAGGUUGGAGCGGAAAAGGAUAAACCGGAUCUGAAUGAGGAAUCUCAAUAUCCCAUCCUUGGGUCCGAAUCAGACUUACAGGAUACAGCCAAAAUUCCUCACCGGUCAUGGGGAGGUGACAGUCUGGAAAGCGACGUCGACAACGUGCCUUUGUCUCAAUCACUAGCUUCGAUUGAUUCGGAGGGAUCCUGGAUGUCUGGACAAUUUCUGCGCCGUAUUUCUCAAAGAAAGAGCAACCCCAUUCGGCACAACGUGAGCUUCUCCCAAGCUGACGGAGAGCGCGCAGACUCGCCUAGAGGAGACGAGAAUCCCCAAAGAGAACCGUGUGUCCGAUUCGACUCCUACCGCGAUAGCACCUCGGGACCAAGUCAGAGCGUCGCCAGGGAGGAAGAUGAAAAAGAAACCACCAUGGCGGGCGCACCACCACAAGAUGAGACAUGGCACUCCGAGCUUGCCAAAAGACCGAUAGUGGUGAAUCCCACAAUCCGCCCGAAGUCGACCGAAGGGCUUCUGCUGAGGAGUAUCCAGUCCCUGUCUCGCAUUUCUGCGGAUGAGGAAGUCAGCCCUAUCGAAGAGCAUCCCUCCGAACAUCAAUAUGCUGACCAUGGCAAUUAUGGUCGCGCAUACUGA
Aspergillus clavatus NRRL 1 is the source of this 2379-nucleotide messenger RNA. RefSeq lists its product as uncharacterized. The coding region runs from base 1 to 2379 and encodes 792 amino acids. The transcript has a single exon. The record is from RefSeq and is a predicted model, not a curated record. Lineage: Eukaryota; Fungi; Ascomycota; Eurotiomycetes; Eurotiales; Aspergillaceae.